CAUCACCGCACCGAAUCAAUAUCAUCUUCCAUUUUCUACUUUCCUUGCAUUUCCCUUUGUUCUCUCGUUUUUAUUUUUUCCCUUCUUCUUCGUGUAAUCGAUCGAAUCGAUCUCCUCUCUCACAAAAUCUUACAAAGCGUAUAAGAAUCAGGAGGAUCCGGUGUCUCUCAGGUUCAGACGAUGGCUUCGAAGCGGAUCUUGAAAGAGCUCAAGGAUUUGCAGAAGGAUCCGCCUACCUCAUGCAGUGCUGGUCCUGUUGCUGAAGACAUGUUUCAUUGGCAAGCAACAAUUAUGGGUCCUCCAGAUAGUCCUUAUGCAGGGGGUGUUUUCCUAGUUACUAUCCAUUUCCCUCCAGAUUAUCCAUUUAAGCCUCCCAAGGUUGCAUUCAGGACAAAGGUUUUCCAUCCAAAUAUAAAUAGCAACGGCAGCAUUUGUCUGGACAUCUUGAAAGAGCAAUGGAGCCCUGCUUUAACCAUUUCCAAGGUUUUACUAUCGAUCUGCUCAUUAUUGACGGAUCCAAAUCCUGACGAUCCAUUGGUGCCAGAGAUUGCUCAUAUGUACAAGACAGACAGGAACAAGUACGAGACAACUGCAAGGAGCUGGACCCAGAAAUAUGCCAUGGGCUGAAAGGUGUGUGAGGGAGGGGUGCGCCUUUUCUUUUUAUAUAUGUAUAUUUUUUGUCUUUCAGUUUCUGUAUGAAUGAACGUUGUGUGUCUCUGUCUGUGUUAAAUCCAAUCCUAAAAAUGGACUAAAAGAAGAGCUCCAAAUCUCUUCUUGCGUCUGGUUAGGAAGGAAAAACUCAUGUUGAUUUCUGUUUUUGUAUGGAUAAUGUGACCCUUGUCAAUGAAAUGAUGGACUCUGAUUGUCAAA
This is a messenger RNA of Mangifera indica (mango), 870 nucleotides long. Its product is annotated as ubiquitin-conjugating enzyme E2 10. Gene Ontology annotation, molecular function: ubiquitin conjugating enzyme activity. The coding region runs from base 181 to 627 and encodes 148 amino acids. NCBI's taxonomy places the organism in Eukaryota, Viridiplantae, Streptophyta, Magnoliopsida, Sapindales, Anacardiaceae. The transcript is spliced from 5 exons. Gene Ontology annotation, cellular component: nucleus. The record is from RefSeq and is a predicted model, not a curated record. Gene Ontology annotation, biological process: protein polyubiquitination.